This is a messenger RNA of Aspergillus alliaceus, 4359 nucleotides long. RefSeq lists its product as uncharacterized. The record is from RefSeq and is a predicted model, not a curated record. The transcript is spliced from 5 exons. Lineage: Eukaryota; Fungi; Ascomycota; Eurotiomycetes; Eurotiales; Aspergillaceae. The coding region runs from base 246 to 4256 and encodes 1336 amino acids.
CUGAGAAGCACCACUUUACUGUUAAAUCUCCCUGUGGGGACUUACUGGGCAGUUGGCUCUCACUUUUCCUCAAGAAUUUCCUGCCCGCCCGACCUUCUUCUUCCGAGCUUUAUCUCCGCUUCUUCACCUAGGGCGUUCUCCGCUGUCUACCUGGUCGUUUGGAGCUUUUCACGGCUCAGACAGUUGAGCUAGUAGUUCGACCGUGGCGAUUCUCGAUACCUGACACUAGAACGCUUGUCUAACAGAUGUCGCAACCUGUUGGCCUCACAGACUCGAGAAUUGUUAUGGCAGAGCAGAGCAGCCACGAUGUGGUAAAUCAAACCCUGUCGGGCGGCGAGCCUUCGCCUUCCGACGUUCCUGCGAGCACCAACGACAAGAAAUCUGCCGGAGGGGACGUGGGGGAGAUCAAACAUACCGCAACGACGCAACCCGAAACGGACACGAACGCUGAACAAGGCACACAGGAGACGGGUACCUCAGAAACACUUAACAAAAAUCACGCUACUGGGAAGGAUGUGGAACAAUCAACGACUGAUACUUCAAGACAAGGUCCUAGGCCCGUGGCGACACGGGCGCUUGAAUUGAAUGGAGUGACAUCUGGUUCCGAUGCUGGAGAAGACACGGCCUCACAAGGUGGUUCAGAGUCCGAUGCUAGUCGAACGGAGAGCAGACUUCACUCGCGUGCAAGUUCGACAAAAAGACCAACGUCAUUCAAGCCAGUUUCCUUCGCGAAAUUUUCGGUACCUAAAGCUCCAGGAACACCUCCGACUGCCAAAGUUUCCGAAAAAGCUCCGCUGUCUUCAACUACGCCGUUGGGGGCACCGCUGCAAAGCUCACGACCACGCUUGGUCGCUAAGACUACCAGCAGCUUGCGCGACUCAUUAUCGAAAACUGGGACGAGCGCAGCAAGGCUGGGUGGAAGUGGACCUGAUCCAAAUCAAGUUUGGAAUAGGAAUCGACCGGUCCAACAGACUCCACCGAAGCACCUGACCGACGAAGAACUUAAGCAACAGUAUGGAAUUCAUAUGACGUCGCGUAUUCAAGAAGAUGGUGGUGGCACUGAGGGGAAAUGGGCCGAUAUAGACGAUGAUGAAGAUGACUGGGCUCCGGAAACAAUUGAAUGGACCGAUGGAACGAAGACAAAUCUUUCCCAAGUGGAACAUUCUGCGGCGACAAAGCAAGAGAACAAGGCCACCACAGAGCUAAGGGACGACUUUCCUCCUCCACGCUCUGAGCAACCCCUCACUGCCAAGGAGACUGCGAAAUUAGUUCCAAAGCCUAUGACUUCGGUUGGACCGAACCCUACUGUCCUCAGGCUAGGAGCAAACGCAGAAAGGCAAGCAAAGAGUGCUAGCAUCUCUUCUAAAGGCACAAAUGAUAAGUCACCGUCGCUAUCUACAAGUCCGGCACCGCCCCCGGCCAAAUCACCAUGGGCUCCUUUACCACCAGUUGAGAGAGUAUCUCCUGUCAUACCUCCUAUGCAAGUCCAACCCCAACUACAUACUUCGCCCAGGGAACCGCAUAUGAUGGAACGCUAUAGUGGAGCUACACAUCCGAAGGAGAUUGCGGCAGACGAUUUCAACCGAUCAUGGAGGGAUACACAGUCCGGUACCCGUGAGCUUUACAACUCCCGGUCAGGUCGCUAUGAGCCAGUAUCUGAGACUAGGAAGGGAACUUGGCGUACUGAGCAGAGCUUCCGUACCCCAGCUGUGUUGCAAAGGCCAGUGCAGGGCGAACAAACAGGGCCUGCGGAGCCUUCCCCCGCAUUUCAGACACAUAGGUCGAGCGGACAAGAUGGUGUCCACUGGACGCGUCGGCGAACUUCGUCUAAUGUCAGCGGCGGGAGUGGCAGCUUUGCACGUCGGAUGUCAAUUGGUCGACCUGAUGGAGCUCAGCGGUCAUUUGAGACUAGAAGAGGGUCACAGGCGAACGGUAUGGUUGAACCGCCGUUGCCAGGCCUGGUUCCUUCAAAAGAGGCGCCUUUGCGCGAACCUUCGCCCGCUCGACGUGGCCCCGGUCAUUCAUGGCCUCCGCGCGGUGCAGCGGACGUACAUGAAAGGGCUCCUGGUGCACCUGAUGGCACGAGCCAGCCAUACGUUCCUUACGGUCCUAACCAAGCGGGGGCGCCGCAAGCACCCCAGGAAGAUCCAGUAAUCAUGCAAGAACGUAUCAUGAAAGAAAAAAGGAUGGAAGCUCGGCAGCGAAGGCUGGAGCAAGAAGAAAAGGAGGAAGCUGCUAAACGAGAACGGAUCCGGCAGAAGCUCGAGGCGCUUGGUCCGCCUCCUGAAAAGCCCAAGCCGCAGCGCAAGGAGACUCUGGACAGCAGUAGGCCCGACACUAUUCCCUCCCCUGUUGUUGCCCAGACAUCCCUGUCACCUCCCAAACCCCCAGUGCCGGAACCAACAGGGGAACCGAAGCAAUACGGCAUGAUGAAGGUCCAUCAUCCAGACACAGUAAGAAAGCUAGUGGAGAGGGAAAAAGCUACUGAAAAGUCGGCGGCCCAUGCUCGGCGCGUCCCUUCGUCUCCCCAAGAGCCUAAGCCUGACACUACCGAACUCCAACAACCUGCCGAUUCUCAAACACAAACACCUGAAAAGUUGACAGACAGCAGGCUUGAUGAGCAAUCAUCCCAGUGGAGGGGUGGUCUCAAUACUUCUAGCUCAUACUCACCGUGGUCUCCCAACGCCAAAUUAGUCGGGACGCCUCCUUCUAUAGCCAAUCCAUGGAAGCCCCUUAGCAGUGACAAGACCUUGGGUAACGGCAUAUUCGACCAGACUCUUGGCGGCUUCCCGCCAAGGGAUCUUUCCCUGCGCAGCCAUCUUGGUUUAGAUCAACCACCUGUCGCUCCAGGCUCACAACCGUUUUCUGCACCUUCUCGAUCUCCUCAAGAAGCUACAUCGAUAUCACCCUUACCGUCUUCUGAGGUAAGACACACUUCAUACGAGUCUAUAAACCCCAUCACCCGCCCUGGACCCAUCGGACCUCCUAGUUCGCACCAUCCUCCGUGGCAACAUGACAACCGCGUUGCUGGGACUGCUGCCUGGAAUAACUUCCAUGCAGUUGCCGCUAAGCGCGAAGCAGACGAAAACGAAAAGCUUCGCAAUGAGAUGAAUGCGAUGCGCGAGGGGCCAUCUUCUCUACAGGCAACUUUCAACGAAACCUGGCGCCAGGUACGCACUGGAGACCAGGCUGGGCAGAGACAUGUUGUUGGGAUAUCUAGAACAGCAGACAGCAGCGCGCCAGUCCCACCAAAUCCUCUUCCGGGGCUGGACCAUCCUGUUGGGCCUCUUCCGUUCACAGAUACCAAUCCACGCCCUCUUGGCAACGUUCCUGUUCGUAGUUCACGGUUCUUCCCACAGGCUACGGAACAGUACAAGAAGCCAUCCCUCGAAGAAGACGAUUUUAUUCGCAGUCCCUCACCACCUCCACCGGAGGAAAUGUCGACUCAUCCGGUGUUCACAGGCAAUACCAACAAACCCUUGGUACAUCUUCCUGCGCCAAAGCCCAUUGUCAAACUCCCCCCGAAGGUUAUCGCGCCACCACAACCUCCUCCCACAUUCGCUUCCAUGGCUGCCGCACCACCACGCCCUCAUUUCUCCACUGCUACGUCGUGGCAGGAGAAGAUCAACACCCUAUUUGGCAAAAAGACGGUGCCUGAGAGGAAGACAGCUUUGGCGGUCACGUCAGCCUCCAAAGAACCCCUAGAUGUAUUACAUAUAGCUGCAGCUUCAGUCUCGCUUCCCCAACAUGGCGAGCUGCCCGUAGGAGACGGUGAGAUAACUGCCAAACAGGUUGAAGAAGCCGAAGAGAUCUUUGAGGACCGUGAAGUGGGAUCUUUACCCGUUGUUCGAGUACCUACGAAUGCUCCUCCGGCAGCGUGGCAUGCGGCACCAGCGCCUUCGCAGUCGCGACUACGAGCUAAACAUUCGAAGCUGAUGCAGGUUCAUAGCGUUGAACCAUUUUCAUUCGAUUUUCAUGAUAAAGAUAGUUCGGGAAAUCUUCGCGCUUCCAUCCGCUUUCCAGGUGCAGGUAUUGCGAAAACCGUUAUCCUUCCGAGAAAAGCAGGGAGUCAUAAUCCCCGACCACGUGGAACUUUGAGCUAUAAGCCUCGAAAGAAUACGAAGCUCCGUGAGGGACCUGGAAGUUCGAAUUCCAAGAAAUCAUCUUCCUCGCAAAAGAGCAAUGAAACAAGCUCUCCACGGCACCAGUCACGCAAUGCUUCAUGGGGCCCACGUACAUAUAGCGGGUCUCGCUAAGCGGAGUGCGGAGAUAUCCAUGCGGAAUAAUGUCCCGUUCUUUGAGUUACGUUUCAGGGUUGAAAUGGCAUUUGCCAGGUUUCCAAUAUUCGUUGAGCGUCUU